AUGAAUCUUAAAACAGAACUUUAUCAAUUGGCUCAAUCGAAUAUUAUUCCUUUACCGAAUGAACCGGAUUUUGCAACAUGUGAUGAUACAUUAACUCGAUUUCUUGUGGCAAGAAAUUAUGUUGUUGAAGAUGCUUUUAAACAAUUGAAAACAGCUGUAGAAUGGCGUCGAGAAUAUCAACCAUUGACAAUUCAAUGUAAAUGGUGUCAUGAAACACCAGGAUUUCAUUCAGUUCGACAAGUUGGGUUCGAUCGUGAAGGUAGACCAUUGAUGUAUGCAUGCUUUGCUCAAUGUCAAACAUUGAAAAGUAAUCCAGACGAUGUUGUUUGCCAUAUGGUUUAUCUUAUUGAACAUGCAAAACGAAGUAUACAAACCUCAGUGAAUACAUUGGAAUUUAUUAUUGAUUGUACAGGUUUAACUGUUGCUUGUUGUAAUCCGAAAAUCGGUAAGAAGUUUGUACAAACAUUUGCUGAUUGUUAUCCAGAAACUUUAUAUAAAUUUAUAUUAAUUAAUCAUGGUACAUUUUUUCAUGGUAUAUGGAAAGCAAUUAAAGUUUUCAUUGAUCCAAAUACAGCGAAAAAAGUGAAAUUAAUUCAAAAUCAAUUGAGAUUUUGGGAAUCCCCACAUUCAUAUGAAUUACAUGAUCCACGUGGUACACAUGAAUAUAUUCAACGUUGUAUAGAACCAUUAAAAUUAUUCAUUGAACAACAACAACAACAACGACAGCAACCACAGCAACAACAGCAACCACAGCAACGACAGCAACAAUCUAAUCAAAAAUCAAUUAUAUUAACAUAUGAUAAUUUAGGUUUAAAAACUCAUAUGCCACAUACAAAUAUUAUGGAUUGUUUAAAUAAAACAUUAAAACAAGUUAAAAUUCAAUCAUUCUAUAAUGGUAAAUAUAUUAAACCAAAUAAAGAAGAAUUACAAGCAUAUGGAGUUGAUAUCAAUGAUAAUCUAUCUGAAAUUAGUGGACGAUCUGAAGAAUAA
Molecule: messenger RNA, 990 nt
Organism: Schistosoma intercalatum
Lineage: Eukaryota; Metazoa; Platyhelminthes; Trematoda; Strigeidida; Schistosomatidae
Source: the annotation of a GenBank genome assembly